Nymphalis io (European peacock) is the source of this 1779-nucleotide messenger RNA. RefSeq names its product chromatin accessibility complex 16kD protein (gene Chrac-16). The record is from RefSeq and is a predicted model, not a curated record. Gene Ontology annotation, cellular component: CHRAC; nucleus. Lineage: Eukaryota; Metazoa; Arthropoda; Insecta; Lepidoptera; Nymphalidae. Bases 92 to 496 code for a protein of 134 amino acids. Gene Ontology annotation, molecular function: protein heterodimerization activity. The transcript is spliced from 2 exons.
AAUCUGAAAGCAUGCUGUGAUGUGAUAAAUCUGACAGUUUCAAAUUUUCAACUUACAUUAAAUUCAAAAUCGUGAUCCUAAUAUAAAUACAAUGUCCACUCCUAAGGCAGAAAAAGAUUUACACUUACCACUAUCCAGAGUAAAAACUAUAAUGAAAAGCUCACCAGAAGUGGAUGCAGUUGGACCAGAACCUUUAUAUUUAGUAACUAAAGUAACUGAAUUAUUCGUAACGGAUCUAGCGAAGAGGGCAUUUAAAAAUAGCAAAAACAACUUUCUUGAAUACAAACACAUUGCCGAAGUGGUCCAAGAGGACGACACGUUAGAUUUUCUGAGAGAAAUUAUGCCGCGAAAGAUUACAGUGCGGCAGUUUAAAGAAUUAAUGGCUAAAAAGUCAUCACAGGGUGAUGAAUCAGACGAGACAAGUGAGGAAUCCAGUGAUGAAGGUAGCAGUGAGGAGAGUUCAAGUAGCAAUAACCCAGAUCCACAAAAUAGCUAAUAAUAAAUAUCCAUUUAUAGUUAGUAUAAUAUUUCAAUGACAUUUGACAUACACUUGCAGUUUAAAGUUUACUGAGUUGAGUGCAGUGAUAAAAAAUUACUUGUACUUAAGACUACUGCUAAUUAAAAUGAAAGGACAUAAAUGUUGUUAUGAAUUAGAUUGUUAAAAUAUUCUUUUAAAGUACAUGUAAAACAUUGCUUUUUGAAUUUAGCAUGAAAUUGAAUAAUUGAUAUGUCCAUUACAGUGUUAAAUUUAGAAUUUAAAUGUAGUGUAUAAAAAUAAUUUACAUUAGAUGAGUUACUAAUUCUUCAAUAAACUCACUCAUCAGAUAUUCUACCGCAAAACAGCAAUACUUGAUAUUGUUGUGUUCCGGUUUGAAGGGUGAGUGAGCCAGUGUAAUUACAGGCACAAGGGACAUAAAAUCUUAGUUCCCAAGGUUGGUGGCGCAUUGGAUAUGUAAGCGAUGGUUGACAUUUCUUACAAUGCCAAUGUCUAAGAGCGUUGGUGACCACUUACCAUCAGGUGGCCCAUAUGCUCGUCCGCCUUCCUAUUCUAUAAAAAAAAAAAAAACUAAGAUUUAUUUUUCUAAGUAGUGUAAGCGUAAAAUAUUUAUAUUUUUAAAAUUGGAAUUCAAACAGUAAAAUUAUCCAUUAAUUACUAUUAUUCCUAUUCAUUCAUUUCUAGAACAAAAUUGAAUGUUAUUGAUGAAUUGUAUUAAUAAAAUUAAGUUAGAUACAUUAAUGAAUGUUUUGUAGCACCGAUACAUCAUGUCAUUAAUAAUAAGCUUGUUCAUAAUAUUUCAUUAUAAAAAGUCAUUAGUAAUAAUUUAUCAUUUAUGAUUUUUUGAAAACAAAUGAUUUAUUUGUACUUCACUACUAGGUGUUAAGGUUUCGGCCAAGCUCAUCUGUGUAGGUACUACCACUCACUACAUAUUCAACCGCAUUACUUAGUAUCCUUGUGUUCCAGUUUGAAGGGUGAGUGCGCCAGUGUAACUACAGGCACUGGAGACAUUAUAUCUUAGUUCCCAAGGUUGGUGGUGCAUUGACGAUAUAAGGAACGAUUUAUAUUACUCACAGCACCAGUGUAUGGGUGAUGGUGACCAUUUAUUAUCAGGUGGCCCACCCGCCUGCCUGUCUCCUAUUUUAUAAAAAAAUAAAUACUCAAUGUUAAAUUUCUGUUUUAAUAAUGAAAUACAAGCUCAAAUGCUUGGGUAAAAUAUUAUGAUUGACUCCCAAAUAUAAUGAUAUAAAUAAAAUGAGGUACAUACAUAUUGGAUGUGUUAA